Messenger RNA from Fonsecaea erecta, 1182 nucleotides. RefSeq lists its product as hypothetical. Bases 1 to 1182 code for a protein of 393 amino acids. The record is from RefSeq and is a predicted model, not a curated record. NCBI's taxonomy places the organism in Eukaryota, Fungi, Ascomycota, Eurotiomycetes, Chaetothyriales, Herpotrichiellaceae. The transcript is spliced from 4 exons. Gene Ontology annotation, biological process: lipid metabolic process.
AUGGAUCCAAAAUGGUUUCCUCCCCCAGAUCGUCCGUUCCAGCCUGGGGAUCUCAGCGUGAUCGGAGCAGGAAUCAUUGGCAUCACUACCUUGUUGUUGCCACGAGCACAGCUUCGCAAGAUAAUCCCCAUCUCCCUGAUUUUCUGUAUUAUUUCGAACCUGCGACGGCACACCGCCAGAAGACCCGAAGAGGACUAUCUCAAUGCCGUCAAUGUCUGCCUGAUCUUGUUUCGAUGCAUCGAUUUUGCAGUGUUGCAUGACGCCGAGCAGACAUUCCACCGAGUGAAAUCAGAUGGGACAAUAGAGAACGCGGAGCACAUCGAAAAGAUGACUAUCUGGCAAAAGUUCUGCUGGAGUUUACACCUUUUUACGACAAUGCGUGGAAUUGGUUGGAAUUGGCGCGUCAAGAAUGUUGACGAAGUCCCCAGAGACAUCUCACGCAGUCGAUUCAUUCUAGAGCAGGCUGUCGGAGCCUCAUACUCCCUCCUCUACAUCGAUAUUAACCAGUGGUGUAUGCACCGGACUCGCUGGGGAGAUGGAGCCACACCUGGUCCGGAUCUCUUCAUGAUCCCACUCUGGCAACAGGUUCUUCUGGGAUGGUCUUGUGCCUUCCACAGUGGAUUUUCACUGGCCUUCAGCUACUACCUGGGAGCGGCGAUCGCUGUCGGUUCUGGGCUUUCUACGCCUCAAUCGUGGCCUCCGAUCUUCGGCUCGUUCAUCAAAAAAGGCUACACCUUGAGGAACAUAUGGGGUUAUUGUUGGCAUCAAUUUCUCCGUCGGAUAUUUGAGAAUGUAAACCGCCGUCUUCUGCAGCUGUUGAGCGUCAAAACCGGUACCCUGGCCUCACGGUAUUUGCAGUUAUAUAAUGCAUUCUUUCUGUCAGCUCUUAUUCAUCAUGCUGGUGCCCUCAAUUGUCCCUACUCUUCCCUUGGUUGGUGCCAAUUCUACUUCUUCGUGAUCCAGCCGGUUGCAAUCACAGCUGAAGACAUUGUCGUAUAUCUGGGGAAAAAGGCGGCCGUGAAGGACACAUGGAAAACGAGAACCCUCGGGUACAUUUGGGUCGUCUGUUUCUUGAGUUAUUCCCUGCGAUAUGCAGCCAAAGGCAUUCUGGCUGCUGGGCUGGGCGGUGUCAAACAUCCUGUUGUGGAUAAAUUUAGCAUCGCGGACCGUUUGUUGGGAUAG